AUGGCAUCUCUCCGCUCAACCUCUCGUCUCCUCCGGGGUUCCAGCGCUUUCAUGCGCCCUGUCAUGGCCUCUCGAUCGUAUGCCACUGUCGAGACCCCCGCAAAGCCCACCGAGGCGCCAGCCGCGACCACCAGCGCGCCAGCUCCAAAGAUGAAGACCUUCAAGAUCUAUCGAUGGAACCCCGAUGAGCCUACCGCCAAACCUCGCAUGCAGACAUAUACCAUCGACCUUAACAAGACGGGACCUAUGGUUUUGGAUGCUUUGAUCAGGAUCAAGAACGAGGAUGACCCAACCUUGACGUUUAGGAGGAGUUGCAGAGAGGGUAUCUGUGGUAGCUGUGCGAUGAACAUUGAUGGCGUGAACACUCUUGCUUGCCUUUGCCGUACUCCUACCGAUACCACCAAAGAGACUCGCAUCUAUCCUCUGCCACACACAUAUGUUGUCAAGGAUCUCGUUCCUGACAUGACUCAAUUCUACAAACAAUACAAGUCCAUCCAGCCUUAUCUGCAACGCGACACUCCAUCCCCUGAUGGCCGCGAGAACCGCCAAUCCCCCGCUGACAGAAAGAAACUUGACGGACUGUACGAAUGUAUCCUGUGCGCGUGCUGCUCGACAUCGUGUCCUUCCUACUGGUGGAACAGCGAGGAAUACCUUGGCCCGGCCCUUCUGCUCCAAUCUUACCGAUGGCUCAUCGACUCGCGAGACGAGCGAACUGAACAGCGUAAGGCUGCUCUCGACAACAGCAUGAGCGUGUACAGAUGCCAUACCAUCCUCAACUGCUCGAGAACCUGCCCCAAGGGAUUGAACCCUGGAAAGGCCAUUGCUGAAAUCAAGAAGAUGAUGUCCUUCAACUAG
Messenger RNA from Arthroderma uncinatum, 855 nucleotides. Its product is annotated as succinate dehydrogenase iron-sulfur subunit. The transcript is spliced from 3 exons. Bases 1 to 855 code for a protein of 284 amino acids. Gene Ontology annotation, biological process: aerobic respiration; respiratory electron transport chain; tricarboxylic acid cycle. NCBI's taxonomy places the organism in Eukaryota, Fungi, Ascomycota, Eurotiomycetes, Onygenales, Arthrodermataceae. Gene Ontology annotation, cellular component: mitochondrial membrane. Gene Ontology annotation, molecular function: 2 iron, 2 sulfur cluster binding; electron transfer activity. The record is from RefSeq and is a predicted model, not a curated record.